AUGUCAAAAGAAUUAGGAAAAUCAGAACAUUAUUGUGAAAUCUGUGGGAAAUCAUACUCUAGAAGUAGUGAAUUGAUCAAACACAUUCGUGUCCAUACAGGUGAGAGACCAUACCAUUGUGUUACCUGUGGUAAGGCAUUCACUGAGAAUAGUCACUUAAGCAGACACAAACGUUUUCAUACAGGAGAAAAGCCAUUUCAAUGUGUUACUUGUGGUAAAUCAUUCUCCAUAGUUAGUGACUUAACAACUCACAAACGUAUUCAUACAGACAUCAUUAAAACAUCCCACAAUAACCAAUAUUUUAAAACUGUUUCCCCUGCUAAAGCAUGGCUUAAUCUUUGUGCCCUUAGCAAUAAUCAUUGA
Molecule: messenger RNA, 363 nt
Organism: Octopus sinensis (East Asian common octopus)
Lineage: Eukaryota; Metazoa; Mollusca; Cephalopoda; Octopoda; Octopodidae
Product: zinc finger and SCAN domain-containing protein 31-like
Exons: 3
Coding region: 1-363 (120 amino acids)
Cellular component (GO): nucleus
Source: RefSeq, a predicted model, not a curated record